This is a messenger RNA of Moneuplotes crassus, 2715 nucleotides long. The record is from the annotation of a GenBank genome assembly. Lineage: Eukaryota; Ciliophora; Spirotrichea; Euplotida; Euplotidae.
UAUGAAUUCAGUUGAGGACUCCCAUACACAGUUUCAAGGAGCUAAUGCAGGUCUAGAGACAGACAUUUUUGACCAGAUCCAAAAAUGAACUGAAGAAAACCAACAAAAGUUAAAACAAGCCAAGAAUUUAGAAGAUUUAGUCAAAAUUAAGAUCUCUACCGUUGAUAAUGGAAGGAAAGAUAAUAAUUUAUUCUGGAGAAAUUUAGUCAAUAAUAACAUCAACCCUAAAUAAAGUAAACAAUAGGAGUCACAUUCAGGCAUCUCAAAACAGUGAUGAGGAGGUUUCUAAGGUGAACAGAAGUCAAAUGAUUCCAGAGACAGCUUCUGAGAAAACAGAUAAUAUCGGUAGUUCAAGCCAACACCCAAUUUAUUCAAAAAGAGACUCUCAAAGAGCUAAUAAGAAUAGCAAGCUGAAUGUGUACACAGAGAGGUCUAAAGCAUUCUCCACAGUCAAAAAUAGAAGAUUCAGCAACAAGGACGAAAUCAUGAAGAUGAUAAAUAAAUAAUGACAAAAGAGGAAGUUCAUCUGAAUCUGAUCAAGAAAAUAAUAUUUUCGGCAAAGGUCUUGCUGACAAGAUUGCCAGACUCCCAGGCAUAAGUUAUGAAGAAGAAACACAGCAAGAGAUAAAGCCUCAGAGUAAAUACAAGCAUUCCUAUUUGAGCUCUAUUCAAUCAAUUAGAGGUAUUGAGAAAGAAAGACUUAACGAGGCUCUUCAAAACCAGGUUAAUAAGUUAACUCUGAUUAAUGAAAGAUUUAAGCAAAUUAUUGCUCCAAGCGAAUCAGGAGUGAAAGAUUAUGGUAAAGCAAGACCUACUGAUAGAAAGCCAUUAUAUCAGCAACCUUCUGUAACAUCCUCUGUAAAGAAAGUCAAGAACAGCACGGAUGAUAAUUUUAAGCUGAUUAAGUUCUGAAAUACAAAGAAUACUGACUUUCUAUUUGCAAGUAAGGACAAAUUAAAGGCAAUGAGACCAAGGAAAAUUAAACUCGUACCUAAAAACCAGGAUCUUACCUUUCCGAUGGAUGAGAGUACAAACAGUGCGAUUUUGGAUGAAAUUGAAAAUACUUUACAAAUGAAUAGAUCUUCAUCUGAAGAAGAGCAAGAUACUAUUAAGUACCCCAUAAAGGUGCCACGGCAAAGAGAAUUGGAUCAUGAAUAUCAGUCUAUUGAUAAAUCUGAAAGAGAAGAUGAUCCUAGAUAUGACCAUGAAAGAGAUGUUGAUAGUAGAGGAUCCCAGAAACCAGCAAGAGUUGUCUUUAAAAAGGCAUCCAAAGAAGUUUCUAGGGAGGAGAGAGCUCAUCAAAUGGCUCAUUUUGAAUAUGUUGAAAGUGGAUUACAUAGAACUUAUGAGAGCCAAAAGCCUAAAAAGAAAGUUAAAAAUAACGUAGAUCCAAAAUUUUACUCUCAGAUGAGUCGGAAACCUCGAAAAAGAGUUGCUCAUUCGGAAAGCAAAUCAAUGGUAGUAGAAGGUUUUCAACCUGGAAAUAUUAACAAGUUCUCUCCAAAAAGGUUCAGAAGAUUUCCUAGAUUCACAAUUUUUCUGAACAAAGAUCAAGAGAAUAUUUAUGAAAAGGAAAACUCCAUCAGUCUAAACCCUCAAUUCUUAAACUUUUUGAUGACUCCAGAGCGAGCUGAGAUAGUCGACAAAGCUACUGCUGAAUUUGAUGAGGCAUUGAAACUCCUAAACUCUCAGAACUUGAAAUAAAUUUGACCCAUUCGACAAAGUCAUACUGAGCACAAAAGGAAUAGAUAACUCUAUUCUGACAAGUUUGAGAACUCUGGCUAAGCUAAAUAACUCAAUAUCAGACUCUUUUAAAGUGAUCCAUACUAAAUUUGCACCCCAUCAGCUUAAGAACCCAAGCUAUACUAAUAAGAAGGAGAUACCUCAGGCUGAGAGAAGUUAUGGAGUACAUCCACCUGUAGAUAUGUCUUCUAUAGCUGAUGAUCAGAUGGGCAGAGCUUUCUCUAUGGGACCUCCUUUGAAAGGAGUCUACAAGCAUAUGCUCAAAGCAUACGAUUUGGUCUCAGAUCUUCCUCGAAUCGAUGAGAAUCCAAGAAAAGGGUUUAAAGGAGGAUCUAAACCUGCUCCUUUUACAAAUAAAAUUGUGAAUGAGAUAGAUGAAUCUCAGUUUAACAUGACAUCAAGGCAGGAUAUAGAGAGGAAUCUUCUUCAGUCUCCUCCUGAACAAGAAUUUGAAUCACUUCUGAAUGCCACUAAUUCCACAAUUAUGGACAAGAAGAAGAUCACUAAGGGUAGAGCAGGAGGAUUUAGAAUAAAUAUUGUUGAUAAAAAGAGAAAAGAAAAGCCAUCUACUUCUAGCAUGGCCAAGCAUCAUAAGAAUGAUCUCUCUGUAAAUUAUACCAAAGGAGAUUACGCUCAUCUUUUAGGAGAAAUAGGAGUUAGGAAUGAUCCUCCAGGAAGAAUCACCCAUAAAAAGAGCAACUCAAUGAUCCCCUCCGAUAACUCAGCCCACAACUCAGCCCUCCUCAAAGGACCCCAGGACACUGUCAGAGGCCUCAUCGACAAAAUGUACCAAAAAGAGAAAAAAUACAUAAAACAAUACUUCAAAGAAGACUACAUCCAACAAAACGACUUCAUCUUCAAUCUCCACAAGACCCACCAACUCAGACUGGCCAAGACCAAAAAUCCUUCCCAAGUAACCCCACCCGCUGACACCCAAACCUUCGGGCUCUAACCUUCCUCUAUCCCCUUGCC